AUGCUGUCCUGCCGCCUCCAGUGCGCACUGGCCGCGCUCUGCAUCGUCCUGGCCUUGGGCGGUGUCACCGGCGCCCCCUCGGACCCCCGACUCCGUCAGUUUCUGCAGAAGUCUCUGGCCGCUGCCGCAGGAAAACAGGAACUGGCCAAGUACUUCUUGGCAGAGCUGCUGUCCGAGCCCAACCAGACAGAGAAUGAUGCCAUGGAGCCCGAGGACUUGCCCCAGGCAGCGGAGCAGGAUGAAAUGAGGCUGGAGCUGCAGAGGUCUGCCAACUCGAACCCAGCCAUGGCACCCCGGGAACGCAAGGCGGGCUGCAAGAACUUCUUCUGGAAGACCUUCACAUCCUGCUAG
This is a messenger RNA of Alexandromys fortis (reed vole), 351 nucleotides long. RefSeq names its product somatostatin (gene Sst). Lineage: Eukaryota; Metazoa; Chordata; Mammalia; Rodentia; Cricetidae. Gene Ontology annotation, cellular component: extracellular region. Bases 1 to 351 code for a protein of 116 amino acids. Gene Ontology annotation, biological process: regulation of cell migration. The record is from RefSeq and is a predicted model, not a curated record. Gene Ontology annotation, molecular function: hormone activity. The transcript has 2 exons.